AUGUGUCCAAUACCCGACGAUCUGGUACCUUUGCUUGAUGUAAGCCCUGUUGAGGUUCGAAAUCUCCCUGCAAAGAAUGUACCAGUCGACCUCGCGGAUGAACCCUGGACUGUUGCUCACGAUCGCGUCACUUUCCAAGUCAAGACGCCGGGCGUCAAACUCGUCGUCCUCCUCGGAAAUGGCUCUUUCCUGGUAGAGAACGACGAGUGUGCACUGUGGUUCACCGAAAACGUAGAGUUGUUUGACGGUCCCACAGAUGACUGCGAGGAUAUGCUGUUGGUACGUUUGUUCAUCUUGGACCGCAUAAACUGCUCUUCCCAUUUGAACAACUCGUACAUCAGCUUCAGCUGCGUGACAUCUCUCGAUGAAGUCCAGCGCAUCAUUCAAGGUGGGAGUCAAUGUUCCAAUACCAUCGUCGUUAAUGUUGCUGAUCUGCAUCACCUCCUCCACAGUACAGGAAACCCUACCGAUCUUCUGGCCAGAAGCGAUCUUGAAAAUUUCACACCCGCUAUCGGUAGUGCCUGUCGUGUAUUCAAGGUCAGUCAGCCAUGGGAUCUGUUCUCCAACACUCACCACGUAGUUGAUACCUAA
This is a messenger RNA of Ogataea philodendri, 591 nucleotides long. RefSeq lists its product as uncharacterized. The record is from RefSeq and is a predicted model, not a curated record. Bases 1 to 591 code for a protein of 196 amino acids. The transcript is spliced from 4 exons. NCBI's taxonomy places the organism in Eukaryota, Fungi, Ascomycota, Pichiomycetes, Pichiales, Pichiaceae.